Molecule: messenger RNA, 4630 nt
Organism: Cherax quadricarinatus
Lineage: Eukaryota; Metazoa; Arthropoda; Malacostraca; Decapoda; Parastacidae
Source: RefSeq, a predicted model, not a curated record
AUUUAUCUGUACAAGUUUGUACUUUGUAAAAUUAUCACCUAUAAUCCAGUUAUGUGUACUUUGCUUCAGAAGGUCCCAGUUAGGAUGCUUUUCAAUAACUGUACUCAGGUACAGCUUUUAACAGCUACCUCUGGGGUAAGGAACUUUCAUAAGAGUGACCAGCUAAUGGAUGUGUUUGAAAUACAAAAUGAAGAUGAGUUUAAGAACAAAGUCAUGAGAAACUCUCUGCCAGUAAUUGUUAACUUUCAUGCUGAUUGGUGCGAGCCAUGUCAUUCCCUCAGGCCGUUGCUAAACAAAAUUGCUACUGAAAAUGUUGGUCGCCUUCAUCUAGCAGAGGUAAUGGUAGAUGAACAUGUGGACCUCCUGCAUGCCUUUGAAGUCACAGCAGUGCCGGCCGUGUUGGGAAUACACCGUGGAAUUGUGAUCGAAAAAUUUAUUGGGCUGGUUUCUCAUAAGGAAGUUAAAGAAUUUGUAGAUAAAAUUUUGCAUAAAAAUAAUAAAUAAAAUUAAAUUGGAGAAAUAUUUUGACUGUUAUUACAAUAUAUUAUUAUUACUAAAAGAAAGCAAUUAUACAUUCACAGAAAAGUUUAAUAUUUCUCGAGUUACAGAAUUCUCUGGACUUUGUCUUCCAGAGCUGUCUAAAAGGUAGGGAUGUUGUAUUCAGAAUAUAAUCUAAAUUGUAACGUCAGCAUACUUCGUCAAGACAGCGAUUGAAUGAAUGAUGGUAAAUGUUUUCUUUUUUGAGUCACCCUGCCUUAGUGGGAGAUGUAUGUAUGUAUAUAUAUAUAAUCAUUAAUUAUACCUAAAUCAAAUAUAUAAGAUAUAGAAAUGUAGCUAUUGCUCUAUUGUAUGAGCCUUUACCUAGUGAUGGAUCUGCGGAUCAUAUACCCCCCUCCCCUUACAAUCUGGUCACUGCCCAAGCUUCCUAAUUGAUGGCUUAAUCAUCCAGGCUGUUGGAAUGUGGAGCUCACAGUCUGAUAUAUACAGGGAUGUUCUCAAGGAUUCAUAUGAAAUUCACUUUUGACAAACGAUUACCAAAGUGAUAAAUGCUUCAACAUAAUAAUGCAUUUUAAAAUGUUUUGAAAUAAUUUUUAACACUUGUUAAAAGGAAAAUAUUUGUUCCAUAAAUGGAUGUAAUUCCACAGGUAACUCAUAAAUAGGAGAUAAAUCUUUGGAGAAUGUUUCUGGCUGUGCUGAAUGGUUAUCAAGUGUUUCAGUAGUAAUUUGAUAAUGCUCCAGGAUAGACUGAAUCAUCAUCUCAAGAUUUAUCUUGAGCUUGUGGGUUAAUUGUGAACUGCUCCAGUCAUAACAUUGUGACUUCAAUUCUUUUGGAUAUAAGUUGCUAUUUUUGCUUUUCUUUUUUAAUUGGUAAAACUGUUGGUUGAGAUUUUGUUUAGCCAACCUCAGUUAUUAAAUAAAAAGGAAGUGUGCUACUUGUGUCAGUUGAAUGGCUGUUACCUCGUCCACCAUCAUUAAUUUAAUAAUUUUGCAGCUUCUUAAUUUUUUCCGUGUUAAGAUGUCUUCAAUCGUGGACUUUCGUUAUUUUUCUUGAUUACAUUGGUACCCUGACUUACGAGUUUAAUUCGUUCCGUGACCGAGCUUGUAACUCAGUUUGCUUGUUCAGUAUAUCAGAUCAACUUUUCUCAUUGGAAUUAACUGAAAUGCCAUUAAUCUGUUACAGCCCCCAAAAAACCACCCCAAUUUUUUUGUUACGGGUUUUUAAAUAAGGAAAAUGUAUUUAUAAAUAAGAAAUGAUUUUUGCCUUUUUUGCCAGGUCCCACCAAUGUUUUAGAAAUGCUGGAGUAUAUAUGAAACUCCUUGAAGCAUGGUGUAAGAUGAGUGUCACUCCACUGCUGACAGUGUAGCAGUGGAGUGACAUUUGAUGAUUGUGCACUGCCUUGGCUUUAUUUUUCACUGUUACACAUAAACAUAUCUGUUUGUUUCUAUCUGUCUGUAUCUGUCUGUCUAGCUCUGUGUUUAUCCCUGUCUCUAAUUAUCUUUCUGUCUGUGUUUGUCUUCCUGUCUCUACUUGUGUGUCUGCCUCAGAGAGAGAGCUGCUCAUGAACCAACAGGUAUUACACAUGAUGCAGAGUCAUCACAUCUAAUUCCUGAACAAGUGAAAAUGUGUAUUACUUGCCAGCCAUGCUUAUUAUGCCUUAUAUCUACAAGCAUAGUAUAGCACUGUCUGGAUUUUUUGGGUUAUCCUAGGUAAUUUACACUGUCUAGCUGUAUAUAUGUGUACCUGUGAGAUAGAGCGAUAGACAGACAGGGACAGAGAUAGAGACAGAGAUAGAAAUAUAGAUAGAAACACAGACACAGAUAGACAGAGACAGAUAUAUACAGACAGAUGGGAGAUAGAGACAGCCAAAGCAAAUCAGCCAGCAAGCCAGCCGCCAGCUGGCUGGUAUUUCCUUGGUAUCUCCUGUGAGUGGCGGCGUAUCUGAAGCUUGCUCGUAACUCAGAUUUUGGCUUGCAACUCAAAGCAAAAAAUCGACCAAGCAAUGGCUCAUAAUUUGGGGCACUCGUAAGUCAAGGUACCACUGUAUUAUACUUUAACAUAUAUGGCUCAAAAUGAUUCUUAAUUGGUGUUUUUCUGUUAUUUUGGCAGUACAAUACAGCCUCUCCUCACCUAGUGAAGUACUCUUUUAUUGACAACUUGGACUUACGGCAGGCUUUCUGACCAGUAUUUAUACCUAAAUAAUGUAUAUUAGAACUGAUCUCCUCUCUUCUGUUUAUUUCAAUGUACAUACAGUACACUACUGUAUAAUCACUUAAAAAUAUACCAGAAAUGUUAUAAAUGGUGCAAAGGUGACAUUAAAACAAUAUCAAAGAUGGUUGACACAAACCCACUACCUUUAUAGUAUGCUCCUCACUUAGCAACGAAUUCAUUUAACGACGUGGUCUUAGAAACAGAACUCUAUCCUUAAGUGAGGAGAGGCUGUAUUUGUAUUUCCUAACUUUUUCAAGGGCAGUAUUUUAUGCCAAAUGUAUUAUAAAGACAAUAAUUUUAAGCUUAAAAAUUUCACAUACUGUAUAUUAGUCCAUGUCGUAGUUAUUUGUGAGUAGGAAUGUAUAUUUUUUGUAUUUAAUAAACCAUCCGAGUGCAUUAUUAUAGAAAAUGUAAUUCCAUACACUGAUAUUAUUUAUUAAUGUUUCUUGAAAGUUAAGCCAAAAAUAUUUUUUGUUCCUACAUGUUUAGUGUCUCUUCAUUUGACAUUUGCAGUGCUGACUUGAGCUAAACAUUUUUAGUUCUAUAAUGUAAUCAUAUUUCAUCUUCCACUUCCAGACAUGAGGUCUUGGAGAACAUGUUGGUCAUUAUUAAAUUCCAGUUCAGAAUUGUCCCACAGAUUUUUAUUGUUUUAUUAAAUAUGUCUAAGGCUGGAUGGUUUAUAAAGUAUGCUUGACCCAACAUAUUAUAUGAACUGUUAAGGUUGUUUUAAUCCUGUGGAUGUAGACAUUGUAUUUUCCAGGGAUGUGACCAGCUUUUCUGACUUAUUAUUCAAAUUAAUGAGGGGAAGUUUUCUCAAAGUAGGGUAUACCUGAAGUAUACCCGGAGAGGGUUUCGGGGGUCACUGCCCCUGCAGUUUGGUCUGAGACCAGGCAUGGUGGAUUAGGGUCUGAUCAACCAGGCUGUUACUUCUGGCCGCACACAAACUGGCGUAUGAACCACAGUACGGCUGGUCAGGUACUGACAUUAGGUGCCUGUCCAGUGCCUUCUUGAAGACAGCCAGGGGUCUAUUGGUAAUUCCCCUUAUGUAUCCUGGGAGGCAGUUGAACAGUCUUGGGCCCCUGAAACUUACUGUGUUGUCUUUAAGUAUACUCAUGGCACCCCUGCUUUUCAUUGGGGAAAUGUUGCAUCUGCAAAGUCUCUUGCUUUCAUAGGGAGUGAUAUUCAUGUGCAAGUUUGGUACUAAUCCCUCUAGGAUUUUCCAAGUGUGUAUCAUCAUGCAUCUCUUUCGCCUGCAUUCCAGGGAAUACAAAUCCAGGGACUUCAACUGUUUCCAGUAAUUUAGGUGCCUUAUCAUACUUAUGUGUGCCGUGAAAGUUAUUAGUACACUCUCCAGAUUAGCAAUUUCACCUGCCUCGAAGGAGGCAGUAAGUAUACAGCAGUAUUCCAGCCUAGAGAGAACAAGCGAUUUGAAGAGAAUCAUCAUGGGCUUGGCGCCCAUAGUUUUGAAGGUUCUCAUUAUCCAUUCUAUCAUUUUCCUAGCAGAUGUGAUAGAUACAUUGUUGUGGUCUUUGAAGGUGAGAUCCUCUGACAUUAUCACUCCCAGGUCAUUCACAUUACUUUUUUUCUCUACUGUAUGGUUAGAAUUUGAUGUAUACCUUGAUACAGUUUUAAUUUCCUCAGAUAUCUGAGUGGAGCUGCCUGUUGUCACCAAGCUACUCUACUCUGAUAAAACUUCCCCUCAUUCCUCCUGUUGCUACUCUUGCAACAUUCCAUAGCUCAUGAUGCACAGAGAUGUGUGAGAGUACUUGAGCUGAAGAUUUCCAUUCCCAUGGCUUGUCUUGCAUUGUUAAGAUUGCUUGACUGCGACUGUAUUGCAUUCAGAAUAAAUGCAAUAUUCAUUAGCAUUGUAUAAUAAUGUAAUAUGAUGUAUAAUUAAAAACAUGCUGAUAUAUAUCUUAA